Messenger RNA from Chenopodium quinoa (quinoa), 2946 nucleotides. RefSeq lists its product as uncharacterized. Lineage: Eukaryota; Viridiplantae; Streptophyta; Magnoliopsida; Caryophyllales; Amaranthaceae. The record is from RefSeq and is a predicted model, not a curated record. Bases 1338 to 2384 code for a protein of 348 amino acids. The transcript is spliced from 11 exons.
UUCCAUUUACCUCUCCUUCUGUCUUCUCACUGUCUCUCUCCUCUGAACUUCUAGUUUCUUCUCGUUUCGCCUCCAGUAAGAAAUUCGAAUUCGAACCCUCUGUCUUCUCACUCUAGGUCUCUGUAUUCCCCAUUUCCUCCAUAUCCAUCUCCAUCGUCGUUUGCGGUGGUGGGUGACUUGAAGAAUUAUUUCUGGGCUUGCCACGGGAAGAAUUCAAGGAUUAUACGCAUCAUUCAUGAUCAAUUUGACCCAAAUCAGAUUUGUAUUAUUCCCUGCAAAAAUUAUGAGAUCGAAGACAGUUAUGCGAUCGAAGAACUGGAAAUGCUUGAUGGAUCCAUCGACUUCUAAGGCCCCCGAUAAAGGGGGGGGGGUCUGAAGUGAAGGGGAAGAACAAAACUAACAAGAAGGCAAAGCUACCUAAGAAGUCUGUAAAUGCGGUUGUUGAUAAUAGUAGUGAAGAAGACAAUGGUUUUGAUGAGCAGACUGAUGAAGAUACUUCAGAGGAGUCCUGCUCUCCCUCUGAGUUCAUGAAGAUGAUGAUGUUAUUCAAGAAGAGUAAGAAUAAAAGUCAGAAGAAGAAAAGGGCAAAGGGUGAAAUAACCGAAGGCCAAAAAGUUUUAAGCGAAGGGGCAGUGUUGAAGACCCAUCAUGAGAACAUCGGAAAGUACCCCAACAUUGUAUGCAAAUCUUUCUGCCAAGUUGCGAAAAAUUUUGAUCCAAGAUGACGCGCAUUAGUCAAACAAAUGGGGUUUGUAGGUCUCUUGGAAAUUGACAUGAAAAAUGUACCGAGGCAAUUUUGCUAUUGGUUGAUGACAAGAGUGAUUCCAGAUGGCACGAUGGUGUUUGGGGAUAGUGAGAUCUUACCCUUAGGUCCCACUCAAGUGAGGUCUAUAUUCGGGUUACCCAUGGGUGCUGAAAAAGUCUCUUUUGAUGUUGGUGAAAAUGAUGAGGAGAAGGUGGAGAAGAUGAGAAGGAUUUUUUUUAUCUUUAUGGUGUUGGUUCGAAAAAAAAAAACCAUUUCGUUGAAAUAUGCUUUAGAAGCAUUAUGUCCAUUGGAUGCAUCUGGUGAAGCAAUUCCCCUUGCAGAUGAAGUUAAUGAGCAAGAUUUCAUGGUAGCCUUUCUACUUGUCGCCCUUAGUAAAGUGGUUUGUACAACCACUAAUAAUUCAAACUUUCCGAAGUCACUCAUACCAGCAUUGACAAUGGCUACCGAGGCUAUCAACUCUGAUUAGUGUUCGUUGACGUUCGAGUGGCUAUGCGACACAGCUAACAGAUUUCAAAGGAAGUUUCAAAAAGAUGGUUAUAGGUCUUGCUAUGGGGGCAGUUUUUUGUUCAUUAUGAUUUAUUAUCUGGACCACUUGCAUCGAGAUCCUGUCAAGUGGGGCGUUUACCCGAGGGUGAAGGUAUGGAACUGUGGUGGGGUGAACGCAACUCUUCUUGAAGAUAAGGUGUCGAUCAAUGAGUAUGGCAAGCUUUUGGUCAUCGAUAUUGCUUAUGGGGAGGAACAUCCCCUUGUACCAAGAGAGACGGAACAUCCCUUUGGAAAGGUCAGCCAUGCUGGUAUUAAAAACAAGGCCCCAAUUUCAGGGGGUACGGAUCAGGCUUCCAUAGAUGAUGUUGUCGAGCGGGUAUUAGUUCAGUUGAGUACAAGGCUAGAACCAAUUGUUGAGGGUUUGAUUGGGAAAGCCUUUAGUGGAUUUUUGGGUAAGAUGACGGGUGGUAAUGACUAUCUGGCAACUGGAAGCCCCCACUGUGAAAAUGUUGGGAGUACUGGAAGACCAAGGGAACAAGUUAAUCCUACCAAAUACUUUGAUGGUAAUGAAUUUCUGGCCAACGGAAGAACUCACGGUGAAAAAGUUGGGAGUACUGGACCAAAGGAGCUAACAAAAAAGUUUGGUGUUGGUUAUUCUUUUGAUAAUAUGAACAAGUCACCACAUUUGGAGGAAGGACAUAGGCCACAAAAGCUUAGUCUCUUUGAAAAGAGGCUUCUCUGCAUUGUUCGAGGGUGGAAGGAGUUGAAAAAUGAUCAAGAGCCCGGUCCAAACUUAAUUCUUUGUGAUGGCAUAGAUACAUCUCAAAGGGAUUGUUAUCGAGUUGUUUCCCCGAGGUCUCGUGUUGGAGAUCAUUACGUUAGGAUGGCCGUUGUCUUGUAUACAAAAACUCGGGCAUCACAACAUACGAGGAAAAGGAUUAUGAUGGAUCCUUCGUAUGCGAAUUUUGUUAUGAUUGGUAAAGAUGAUCCUAAAGUGUUGGGGCAAAAGUAUGGGAAGACCUUCCUUGGCUAUCCUCUUUACCAAAUACAAAGUGUUUUUGUCCCUUUCCUUGAUACAUCCAAGAAAAAUGCAGAACACUGGUAUUGCUUAGCCUUGGAUUUAAAGGCAUAACUGGUGUGGAUGAUAGAUUCUUUUUUGUAAAAAGAUUCGUACUUAAAGCAUGAAAAGUUUCAUCUGCAGCUUGUAACCCGUUCGAUUCUCUCCUUCCUUUUAAUUUAAUCUAUGGUUUUCUGUUGGAAUUAUUUUUGUGACACAUGCACAAUUUCGUCACUUCAGAUGAAGGCCUUAGAGGAGUUGCUGCAUCUUAGUGAUCCCAUCACAUGGGAAGUGGGUAUAACUUCUACAUGGUUGAGGAGGACAUUUUUGGUACGACAAACGGACAAGUAAGUAUCUAUGAGUCAAAAGAAAAAGAUCUAAGGAAGAGUGUCAAGAGCAUGUAUUCCAGCCCUAUCUGUAGACUUUACUUGUGGUCAUCUUGCUAAUAGCUCUUGACUUCUACAUGGUUAUAGUACAUUGAAUUAAAUGACACUAGUGUAUGACUUCAUUUUUUUGAUGCAAUGAUUUAUUUUGUGAAUUGAAUCACUCAACUACCAUUUAUCUUGAUUGUGGAUGCCAAAAACUUAUUUGAAUUGGGGUUGGUUGAUUUUUAUUGACAAGUCAAAAUUGAUUUGAA